Molecule: messenger RNA, 786 nt
Organism: Auanema sp. JU1783
Lineage: Eukaryota; Metazoa; Nematoda; Chromadorea; Rhabditida; Rhabditidae
Source: the annotation of a GenBank genome assembly
AUGGUAUAUGAUUAUGAGACUGCAAGGAAGGUGUGGGAAUCUAAGGUUCCGAUUGAGUUUAUAUUAGAUUCUGAUACUCAGAAUAGUAGACCUUUGUAUGUAAUGAUACCUCGUAUAUCAUACUUUUGUCUACAACUGCCCAAAAUUAUCUCGUUUUUCUUUGGAGAGCAAGAUGAAAGAAUCGACCCUGAUACUGUUUCUUUGGAAUAUUGUUCACAGCCAGUUAAAGCCUAUUAUCCAGUUGGAGUUUUGUAUGAUAUGUAUAAAGCAAAAUCAGCAGAGUUUUGGUCGAUAACAGUCAGAAGAAAUGAAAAACCACUUGGAACUGCUUUAAGGAAGGACCAAAUGGAGCAAAUGUACAUGCAAAGUGUUAAAGAAGCUGAUUUCAUGAAAAGAAAAGCUGAAGUUAUUUAUAGCAUGAGAGAUGAAGAUCAUCGCCAACUUUGGAAUGGGAUCGUUCAUUACAAUUUUGAAGAAUUUUGGCUUGUUAACAAGCGAUUAAUGUUGACAUCCUCGGAUCAGUCCUUCCUUCACAUCCCUCUGAGACUAUAUGAAAGUGGGAAACCUUUCAAACAGGUACCUCUGAAACCUACCCAAGAAUCUGGCGAAGAAGCUACACUAUCUUCAGCUUUAGCUCAGCUGUAUCCCAAUUUGGAUAUAAGUACUACUGAGUUUUUUUCACAUGGAAUAUCUCUCCCACUUAAUACGCCUCUCACAUACUUAGCAGAAAAUAUUGCUUACCCGGAUAAUUUUGUCCACGUUUGUGCUGUGCCCGUUGAAAGUUAA